UAUAAUCCAUUUCGGCUCGUUCGUAACCACCAACCCUCCCGCCGACUUCUAUGACCCUUUCGAAGCGCAGUGCCUGCAUCUCCAACGCAACACGCCGCACCACUCUUCGCCAAGCCGAUCUCUCUGCAUCUUUGAUUACGCUCUUUUUGCGCACGAAAAAAAUUAUUUUUUUUUUGUAACGGCUAGAAAAUGAGCACCAUAUCUUACAAGCCCCGCACGUCGAACAUCGUGCCUUCAGUCAACGCGAGCGUCAAGGAAAACGCCAAUCCAAACGUUGCGAUUUCGGGUGACGCCAAAACGAAACCAAAUAAUGCCGCGCAUGAGGCCGUUUCUGGUCUCGUCGGCCGUCCGUCUCUGCCCGUUUCUAGGAGAUCCCUGUUGCCACACCCACCCUCAAAGCUGGCACCUGCGCAGGUCUCGGCGCCUCCCAAGCGAGCGCCUGCACCAUCGAGAUUUGCUGGCAAAAUCCAAGUUCAGACGCCUUUUCGAAGCAAACCGUCGUCUGGACCCCUGACAACCACCGUCUCCAAACUCUCCAAUCACACCGCCUCCGGUCGCGCAUCCGUCAACAGAGCUUCGGGUUCGUUCCUCAAGCUCCCCGGCCAGGCCAUCGCCGCCAAUCUGAAGGACUUGAUGGAAUCCGCGCAAAAACUGAGUACUCAAGUCGACCAGAUUUCCAGCCGGCUUUACGACAAGGACGCCCAGCUAGAAGUCGUCUCCAAAGAGAAACCAAACCCGCAGGGUCGCGCGAACCCCUACGAAAAGCAGAUGCACAAAACGAAGUGCUUCCUGGACAGACUGGAACAGGAACUCUGGGGACUCAAAUGUCGCCACAAGGCCGAGCUGGACGGCCUCCAAUCCGCCCUGAACAGCACCCAAAGCAGCCUGCUGUCCUCCAAAGAAGCCCUGAAGAAAAAAGAAGAAUGCCUCAAGCAAAAGGACGAGUUCAUCGACGACAUGAAUGUAAAGCUCCACCGCAUGCUAGAGCAAAACAGCAACCUUCAAAACUCCGUCGUCAAGCUCGAGGAGGAAUCCCAUCGGCUCUCCUCGAUCGUAAUGACUCAAGAAGCCCAAAUAAAGGAACUCGAGGCUCAGUUGCUCGAGGACGAGCAAAUCCGACGCCAAAUGCACAACACCAUACAAGAACUAAAGGGAAAUAUUCGCGUGUAUUGUCGUGUACGUGGGUUGUUGCCUGAGGAGAAGAUGCCCUCUUCGAAGGACGACGCCAUCUACUACGUGUUCAACAAGUUCGAUUGCACCAGCUUUGAGAUCGUCCAGAAGCAGCAAAAGGACGUGACCGGGUGCAAGGCGGUUCCGGACAAGAGACACUUUUUCAAGUUCGACUACGUGUUUCAAAGCAACUCGACGCAGAAGAGCGUGUUCAGCGAAAUUUCCCAGCUGGUUCAGUCCGCGCUGGACGGCUAUCACGCCUGCAUCUUCGCGUACGGUCAGACUGGGUCUGGGAAGACCUACACGAUGGAGGGUCCGGAGGGCUCUAUGCUCAACGAGGAGACCGAGGGCAUGAUUUCUCGCGCCGUGAAGCAGAUCUUCGAGUCGAGCGACAAGCUGCGGGGCCGAGGGUGGUGCUUCGAGAUACAUGCCAGCUUUUUAGAAAUUUACAACGAAAACAUUCGCGACCUGCUAGAUCCAAAAAAUAGCGGUACAAAAAAAUGCGACGUGAAACACGAAGCGUCCACUGGCCAAACCAGCGUAUCGAACCUGUUGGUCGUGCAAGUCAAGACACCCGACCAAGUCUACGAGCUGCUGCGGACCGCGAGCAAAAACCGCAUGGUGGGCGCCACGCGUCUCAACCUUCACUCGUCGCGCAGUCACUGCGUCUUUCAGCUCAGGAUCGUCGGCAAAAAUGAAGUCACCGGCAACGCCAUCAACGGCUUGCUGAACAUGAUCGAUCUGGCCGGAUCCGAGCGAGUGGCUGCCUCCGGCGCCACAGGCGACCGCUUCACAGAAACUAAAUAUAUCAACAAGAGUUUGUGUUGUUUGAAAAACGUCAUUGCGGCUCUCGCCAACAAGGACAAGCACGUUCCGUUCCGCGACUCCAAACUCACCUACCUUCUUCAAAACUCUCUUGGGGGACAGUCUAAGACGCUCAUGUUUGUCAACAUUUCCCCGUCUCCUGAAAAUUUUAACGAAACCAUCAAUUCGCUUCGGUUCGCUUCCCAAGUCAACGCUUGCGAAAUUGGCACCGCGAAAAAAGUGGCCAGAGUCGACUUGAGCGACUAGAGCCUUCGGCAAGACGUAAGAUGUAUUGAAUAUUUUGCAAUGUAAAAUUUUUUUUUCCCCUGUCACCCGGAAACGCUCACUGGGGGGGGGGGCCCCGAGGGCGUUCUGCGCCGAAUGAGUCGCGCGAGAGCUCGGCGCUUUUGGAGAGAGAAGGGGGAGGUUCGGCGACGCACGUCGCGCGCGGAUGUUUCGGGAUGGGGCGCGUUGUGAAUGCGUUAGUGUGUGAUGCGCA
Messenger RNA from Schistocerca gregaria, 2473 nucleotides. Its product is annotated as carboxy-terminal kinesin 2. Gene Ontology annotation, molecular function: microtubule binding; microtubule motor activity; ATP binding. The transcript has 3 exons. Bases 190 to 2241 code for a protein of 683 amino acids. The record is from RefSeq and is a predicted model, not a curated record. Gene Ontology annotation, biological process: microtubule-based movement. NCBI's taxonomy places the organism in Eukaryota, Metazoa, Arthropoda, Insecta, Orthoptera, Acrididae.